AAAGUUUAGUUGUAGCAGAGGCCACUGCAGAAUCAGGUUGUUCUCCAACAACCAGGGGCUCUUUGAUUAAUCAUCAUGGGAAACUGCACCUCAGGGCUACAGAAGAGGAAAAAAGGGAAUUCUACCGAUGGAAACACUGAUGGAAGCAACGGGAAUAAGCCCAAUGAGGAUGUAACGUACGCCUCCAUCACCCACCCUCCUGGCCAUGGAUCAAGACCUGAAAAUGCUACCAAUGAAUACGAUGGUGACAAUGACUGUGACUACGCUACGGUUAAAAUCCCAGCGGAAGUUCAAGUAGAUACUUAUUCCGAGUCAUCCAAAGAGGAAUGCACAGAUGAUUAUGUGCUCAUGGGCUGAAGAGAAAUAUGAAGAUGAGCUCAUUUGGACAUGUUUGUGGCAUGGAGGAGCUCAUGAGAUCGUAAACUAACCUGAGCGCUAUGGAGAAAAUGAUGGAACUAUGAGAGUUUACAGAUGAAUCAUGAUCGUAUCUCGAUUACCAAAGACAAACCGUGGAAAAACUGCAAAGAGCUAGUAGUUGUAGGGAUGUUUAACUGCUAGAUGAUACUUUUCCUCUAUGGUGGACCAGAACAAGAAGACAAAGGGCAUGCAAUUUCUUUAUACAGAUUACAUUUGAAGAUAUUUCAGUUGUAUUUGUCUAUCUCUAAAGAUAUCUGCAAGAAAAUGUCUGGAGUUAGUCCAACAAGCUCUCUACUCGGCAUUGGCUAGUAUAAAAUAUUUAUGGCUUGACAUUCUUGACUAAAUAAUAUUACAAUUUCAUCCAUAUAGUCACAGUUCAGUAGCCUCAUUAUUGAGAAGCUAAUGUCUAAAUUAGCCAAACAGCGUUUCCAUCCAGCUUGCAGCUUUUCAACAGUAGUUUUCAAUGUGUGACCUCAUUACAAGAAUGCAAGUAGACCACACUGCCUUACAACUUGCUCCGCCCAAUCAGUCAGCCCAACAUCUUGGCUCACUGCCAGUUCACAGUUAACAAUUUUAACUGUUGUUAAAAUUUAACAACAGUAUAAUGGAAAAAUUGAGUGGCUUUCCAACCAUGUAAACGCCCAGUGCUUCUUCUCUUAGCUUUUGCAAUCUGAAAAAAUGACAUUUGAAAGCCUGUACAAAAUGAAUAUUAUUGUGAGUUUAAAAUUAGGUUUUGUUCCAGGAAAAAUAGAUCAGCACAGUUCUUCCGGAAAUGAAUCCAAGCUUUCCUUAAAGUGUGGCUUUAAGGAAAUCAAAUGCAACUAAGGCUGACUUUGAGUUGACUGAGAAUCUCACUACCACUACAUGCGGAGCUGCAAAAGUAUAUUACUGUUUGCAUGUUUCAUUGGAGUGUGCCUGAUAUGCUCAAAUGGUUGAAUCACUUUUAGUUUUUGCUACUGUAAAAAAAAAGUGGUUUAUGGUUUCCCUACCACUCAAAAACAAAACGUGCAAACAACAUGACAUGCAGGUUUUUAAAGCAUAACAAGUGCCUAUUUGCCUUGUUUUCCGGGUGUACAUCUGCUGUCAAUCUAUAAAUAUUCUGCUGCAGAUGGAGGCUUGAUCUUAUCUCUCUGUUCAUGCUGAAGAAACAGAACGCCCAUGCUUUGCUCCACUUUUAACCAAAGUUUCACUAUCUUUAAAACCUCCAUGUUGACCUGCAAAGACCAACCUUCACUCACUGAUGAUAUACGUAAAUAUAUAUAAGGCCCGAUUUUACUGGUCAGGUUAGCUGCCAGGUUAAAGAAAAUAUUAAAAAAGCAAAUAAAAUUUACACAUGAAUGUAUCUUAAUUUAUCAUCUUUUUACGGCUGCAUGCUCCUGUUAUAACUUCUAUUCAUUUCCUUAAUGUUAUACUAAUAGCUAAAUAUGUAUUUGUAUAUACGUUUUUUUUUGUGUGUGUGUGUGCAUUGUGUGUAGUACAUGCACCUUUAUUUAUGUUUGACUGGUUGUGUAUAAAAUGAAUUUAGCUAACUUUCUUGUGGUUUUAUUUUUUGUGUUUAUUCUUUAUGUUUUCUAUUAAUUAAAAAUUUUUAGCCUAAGAGGCUUAGUCACAUUUUUUAAAUACAAAUUAGUAGUAAUAUUUAGAAUUGUCUUCAGAAAGUACAUUUAUUUUGGUAAUUCAGGUAAAAAAAGAAAAAUAAAAAACCUGAAGAUUGUAUGUGAAUAUGUAUUAUAUCUGGUGUCCUACUGUGUUCAAUGACCAUAUUGACAGCAUGGUCAUUAAUCAUUUGUUGACCUUUUAGUUUUCUAGAUAAUACACUGAUUCUAGAUAAUAUACAUCCUGGACAGCUUUGUGUGUGAGCUACAGUCCAUGAGAUUCUGCCCAAUAUUUUGAGUGAGUUACUUUAUGAUCUUCUCAAGCGAAAUAUUUCUGUUACUUAUUGAUCUUUUCUCACUAUGCUUUUCCUUCCACUUAACCUUCUAUUAAUAUCUUGCUUACAGAACUCUGCUAGUAUUUCAGAAAUCACCAUUUGUGGCUUUGAUGUCAGUCACAGUGGGAUAGCUGUGAAAUCAAAGGUCUCCCCCACGAUACUGCAGCUCUCUCUACUUCACUGUAUUGAGAGUGCUAUUCUGCAAUCUACCUUUAGAGGGCAGUGCAGCCCCCUUUUCACCAGAAACCUUCAUAGGAU
Messenger RNA from Poeciliopsis prolifica (blackstripe livebearer), 2605 nucleotides. RefSeq lists its product as uncharacterized. Lineage: Eukaryota; Metazoa; Chordata; Actinopteri; Cyprinodontiformes; Poeciliidae. The record is from RefSeq and is a predicted model, not a curated record. The transcript is spliced from 4 exons. Bases 76 to 357 code for a protein of 93 amino acids.